Messenger RNA from Betta splendens (Siamese fighting fish), 4032 nucleotides. It is a transcript of the gene abraxas2, whose product is annotated as abraxas 2, BRISC complex subunit. Gene Ontology annotation, biological process: attachment of spindle microtubules to kinetochore; mitotic spindle assembly; protein K63-linked deubiquitination. NCBI's taxonomy places the organism in Eukaryota, Metazoa, Chordata, Actinopteri, Anabantiformes, Osphronemidae. The transcript has 9 exons. Bases 63 to 1427 code for a protein of 454 amino acids. Gene Ontology annotation, cellular component: nucleus. Gene Ontology annotation, molecular function: microtubule binding; polyubiquitin modification-dependent protein binding. The record is from RefSeq and is a predicted model, not a curated record.
UGCGUUAGAGGCGCGUGCUCGCGACCGCGGGGGGCAACGGGAUUGAUAGGGAUGUUUCCAUCAUGGCGGCAUCCAUUUCAGGUUAUACUUUUAGUUCUGUCUGUUAUCACAGCGCUAACAGCAACUCAGAUCAUGAGGGCUUCCUGUUAGGAGACGUAAGGCAAGAAGAGACUGUCAGCAUUAGUGAUACACAGAUCAGCACUGCAGAAUUGCUCCAAAUAGUAGAAAUUCAUAACCAUGAUCCUUGUGCACAGUUGUUUAGCUUUUAUGACUACGCAGGCAAAGUCAGUGAAGAAAAUCUCAACAGCAUUCUUAAAGAUAGGCGGAAAAAAGUCAUUGGUUGGUACCGGUUUCGAAGGAACACACAGCAGCAGAUGUCUUUCAGGGAACAGAUCAUCCACAAACAGUUGACCCAGCUGCUUGGGGUGCCCGAUCUAGUCUUCCUUCUUUUCAGCUUCAUCUCCACUGCCAACAGUUCCACACAUGCAUUGGAGUAUGUGCUCUUUAGACCUAACCGCAGUAGGUAUAACCAGAGAAUCACCCUCUCAAUCCCGAAUCUUGGCAACACUAGCCAGCAAGAAUACAAAAUCUCCUCGGUGCCGAACACCUCACUAAACUACGCCAAGGUCGUCAAAGAACAUGGGGCUGAAUUCUUUGAUAAAGAUGGUGUUAUGAAGGAUAUUCGAACAAUUUUCCAAGUCUACAGUGCACUGCAAGAUAAAGUGCAAGCUGUGUGUGUCGAAGUAGAACAAAGUGAACGCGUGAAGGAGAAAUUUCAAGAGGAUGUGAACAAACUUAAACAACAAAUCGCUCUCAGGAAACGCAAGACGGCAGAGGAGAAGAGGCUACGUGAAGUGCAAAAUGCAGACUCCCGGUCCACUCCAGAGGAGAACACAGAACCUCCUGAGGCUUCCCUUCUGUCCAGGAUAACUUUCCACGCACCCUCUGCUCCAGAGCGGCCCAGUACCUCACCUAACCCACCGUCUUAUACUGACCUCUUGUCCCAGGAUGACUCUCUGCUUUCCUCUUCUUCCCCACCAACCAGUGCUGCUCUACUGCCCCGGCCCCAAGCUGUUGGCUCUCCAGGGCACCCAACCCCUGGUCCACUGGGAAUGGGCUUAGCCAUGGGCCUGGGCCUGAGCUUGGGCACCAGCCCUAAUCCUGUUACCACUCCUAGCACUCCGUACCUUGGCAAUGGUGAUGGAUCGAGUUCUGACUCAUUAGACAGACAAGCUGCAGGGCAGGAAGAUGAUGAUGAUGAUGAAGAUGAUGAGGAUGAUGAUGAAGAAGAUGAGGAUAGUAGUGAAUAUGAAAACCUAGUGAGUGAAACUACUCAUCUGCAAAUGGUCUCUGCCAGCGUUUUAGUUCCAGGCCGACCAGCUGCCCUCAGUCCUGAUGGGGAUGCUCGUGGAUCACAGACCACAUAGAAACCUGACACAUUGUGUGUAAAGGCCCUAAACAAGAGACACACUUUAAUGGGUGGACGAUUUAAACAAUCAAAGAUAGACAAAAGAAGUGCCAGUCCUGAAAGUGAAAGGCAUGGGCAGAUGGUGUCCCACUGUGUGUAUUUCUUCUUGUCUUAGUUUGAUCUCCAUUUUAAGGGGACACGUUGCUAGGCUCUGCAGACAUAGCGGGUAUGUCUUGCUGGUGGUGAAAGUUUUUGUUUUUUGUUUGUUUGUUUUCUUUAGGUUUUUUUUCUUAUUUGAACUGGGUCUGUCCAAGCCCUUAAUUGUGGAUCUGUCUGGUUUCUGGUAUGGAUGUGGGUAUUAAAUCACACUUUAUGCCAUUUGACUGGUUGGCGUCAUGUAAGACUGGCCCUAAUCUACGCUUUCUUUUUACAUUAUCAACUUUGAGCUCCCACACUUUGCAUUGCUGUAUCUCUUGCACUACCUUUUUUUGCUUUAUUUUAAACAAACUAUCAAAGAAAAACAAAUGUAAAUUAUCGUGCAGCCUUCAAACAGUUCUUUAAAACUAGGCAAAAUAUUUUUGCAAACUAUUUUUAAUUUGAAGAAGUAUAUACACGCACGCUGUGUAAUAAGAAUUUCAUGCAUAUGUCUCUCAUUUACUUUGAGUUACCCUCAUUUUUCAGUUUUUAAUUAAUCGUACGAGCUGCCUAAUUAGAUGAAGAUAGAUAAAUUUGCUCUGCCACUUCUAUAAUGGGUGCUUUAUAUAUGCAUACAUACCUAUAUUAAUAUAUAUAUUUUGUCAUAUUUAAUAAUAGAUGAUCUCAUUUGGUUGACAAGAAUGUCAAAGUCCAGUCUGUUUUGGAUAUCACUGAAACUGUAUGCGCUUUGCUGCACUUAACAAAUUGAAGUUUUCUUUAUUGCUCUACACCAAUGUUGUCAUGUUGUGCCACUUGAGUAAUCGUAUAUGACCACCCUGAGCCAAGCUCAACUUUUGUGCGUUGUACGGGGUUUCACAGGGCAAACACAAUGUACUGUAGCUUUAUUAACAAGAUGCUUAUGGUUCCCUUCUGCUGCUGCAACACAGAGCUACUACAAAAACUGCACCUGUCUGUUCUUCAUAUAAAACCUGGCUGCUACUUACACUUCACAGUGCUGGCUGUCUCUAAUACUACUGAGCAUGAUCAUAUAACCACUUCAAGUUCACGUUUCUCUAUUAAAGUCAUAAUGGAAGGCUGACAGCCCCUGUAGUGUGUGAAUUGUAACCUUAGGAACAGAGAGUGAGCGAUCACCUUCCUGUCACAGCAAAGUUGACAGCAGACCUCAAGUAUUCUGACCUGGUUGGGUCGAUGUUAUGUGUUUGGACCUGGAUAAUGUGAUGAAAACAUCAUGACCUUGCUUCAGUAUACAGUGCCUUCCACUCAGGGCAGUUUCUAUCUGCACACAGAACACAUUCACACAUCUUUUCGAAGGGUACAGUUAUGUGUUGUUUGCAAUAAUCAGCUACAUGCUAAGUUACAUGUCUCCCAUUCCAGAUUGUUCUUUGUCUAUCUGAAAAGAUGUUUAUUGUGUCCUAAAUUACACUUUGCUUGCUUCAUUAUUUAAACUGGACAGUUUAACUGUAAAUCAGUGACAAUGUGUGUAAUUAUCAAAUAUCCAGCAAGGUAAAGUUGGUAUAGUGGCAACGACUCACAUACAUGUUUUUUCAACACAUGGCCCAUUUGGUAAAGACUAAACUUCACUGAGUAAUGAAGUAUGGAUUUAUUAGGUGGUGUAGGACCCCACUGUACAUGAACCAGUCAUUACACAGCUAAGUCGAGCAUGGAUAGACAUUUGCACUGCACAAGAAGGGUGUCUAAAAUAUUGACCAGCAGGGUGCACUGCAUUUGGAAAUGAAGAAUGUGAUGAGACAAGAUUUGCCUUGUGAACAAGCUCAGCUUUAUUCACACAAUCUGUUUGUAUGUUGUGUUCUUUUGCCUUAGGGCCACUUAAUUUGCCCUGUUUUGUAAUGCCAAUGCAUCACUUGUCAGGAUCUGGCACUCCAAAUAAUCAACCAGGGUAACACAAUCAAAAUGGUAGAAGUGAUCAAACCAGUUUGUAGGUAGUAUGGUUUCCAUUGAGUACUGGAAAAUUAUAUGAAUAUAAAUAAUGAAUGUAUAGUAAGCAAGGGGUGGGGUAGCAUUUAAACAGCACUUCCUGUACAAGCUUGUCUCAGCUGAGUGUUAUGGUGGUAUAGAACAGCAGUUUUUAAUGCUAGUCCCCACUUUUAGAUGAUUGCUUUUAUUGCUUUCUAGCAUGUCCAGGUGUAAUCCUGACCUCUUAAUAGCCAAAAUGAAAAAGGCAGCAGAGUUCUAGUGAAUAAAAACUAACAUUGGUAACAUCCUAUACCUUUCAACUUCUACAAAUAUACUGUAUUAACUGUAUGUUGGUAGUUCACUCCUCUCCUCUUGGUGUGGGCCAUAGCAACAUGAACACCUCCCUGAAGCACAAAGUACAGUGCUCAGCAUAGAUCUUCUCAGCUUUUAUCUGGAUUCGGUGUACUUGGCUUAAAUAGACCAAGGACUUGCUUGGACAAGCGUAGAUAAUAUGGUUAUUAAGGGGGAAAUAAAUGCGAUAUGCAUAUGUCAUA